Ilex paraguariensis (yerba mate) is the source of this 315-nucleotide messenger RNA. NCBI's taxonomy places the organism in Eukaryota, Viridiplantae, Streptophyta, Magnoliopsida, Aquifoliales, Aquifoliaceae. The record is from the annotation of a GenBank genome assembly.
AUGGAAUAUCACAUAUAUGACCCUUUGACUCCAGAAGGAUGCCUUACUGAAGAGGCCUCCUCUUUUGGCUUCACAAGUACUGACUUUGGCUGCCUAUCGUUGUUGUUUGCUUCUGUUGUUCGGCUCCCCACUUUCUUAUCUCAACCUAGAUGCAUUGCCAAUGCCUUUUUCUGGUCCUGGUCAUUGGAGGUGGUAGGUGCUAGUGUCAAGCCACAAUCCACCUUCCUUCUAGGCGCUCCAUGUGUUUGCCCAUCUUGGGAUGGUCGUGGUACCCCUAAACUCUUGCAUCUUGUUCAGGUGUUAAGUUGGUCAUAA